Molecule: messenger RNA, 1080 nt
Organism: Camelina sativa (false flax)
Lineage: Eukaryota; Viridiplantae; Streptophyta; Magnoliopsida; Brassicales; Brassicaceae
Source: RefSeq, a predicted model, not a curated record
AUGGAACGCUCGUAUUUACACUGGUAUACGAACUCCGGUGGAAAGACGACGAAAGAGAUGAAUAAAUCAUCAGACUCACCGCCGACGUCGUUCAUCGUUCUCAACUGUUUGGCUCGUGUCUCGAGAUUCCAUUAUCCAACCCUAUCCCUAGUCGCCAAGUGUUUCCGAUCACUCCUCGCCUCCCGUGAGUUCCACGUAACACGAUCUCGCAUCAGAAAAACCGAGAGUUCCCUCUAUGUCUGCUUAGACCUGUAUAGGAUGAGCUAUCCUCCUCGAUGGUACAUAGUUUCCCCGAUUACCAAACAGAAACUUAAACCCAUCCUUUCGUAUCCUUGUCAAUCAUCAACAACCGUUGUAUCAAUCGGUUCAAAGAUUUACAUGAUCGGAGGCUUCACGAAGCGUAAGAGUAGCAGGAGAGUGCUAGUACUCGAUUGUCGAUCCCAUGAAUGGCGUACACUCCCCGAGAUGCGUGUACCCCGAGAAAAUGCAGCAGCUGAUGUAAUCGAUGGUAAGAUCUACGUGAUUGGAGGCUCUAGUUCCAACGAUAUCGAGGAUUGGGGAGAGGUUUAUGAUUCAAAGACCCAAACGUGGGAGCCAGUAUUGCCUACAACACUAGAUCUCACCGUUCAAAUGAGUGUGGUUCCAGGUAGAUUGGUAAUGGGUGGGAAAGUUUAUGACAUGAAUGGAUUGGAGCUUAAGUUUCAGAAGAAUAUUUGCUUGGUGGAGAUAGAGAACAUGAUAUGCCAAACGAUGGUUUUGGAUGGGGUGUUGGUUUGGUAUGAACCAAAUGAAAAUAUUGGGUGGUGUCAUGUUGAUGGACAAGGACUGCCCGGUAAUCCAACUUCUCCUGAUUAUCUAACUUCGGUGGCCAAAUCCGUUCGAGGAACAAGAGUAACAGUUUGGUGGGAGUCGGCGGUGUUCCAUCGUCUAGGUUCCAAACCGAUCAAGGAAUGUAAAACAGAGAUUUGGUGUGCAGAGAUUUCAUUUGAGAGACGCAGUUUUGGAAAGCUUUGGGGAUUUGUUGAAUGGUCUAAGAAUGUCUUUAUUAAGAAUGAAGCUCUGAUUGGGAGAGACUUUUAA